UUUUGCAUUCAAUACCUCCCAACUGUUUCUUAAAACCAACCCUCUAAUUUCAUUUAUGUUCUCAUUAUAAAAACUCAACUGCAUUUUCUUGCCAAGAAAACGACCUCUCCUCACCAAAUUUUACUUAUAAUCUGCCCUCUCAUUUCAUUUUCCAAAGACAACAUAUUUUUUCAUGGGUUCUUCUUCUGCAGCCAAGUUUUCGUAUCAAAGACUGAAUAAUGAAGAGUUUUACGAGGCACAAGCUGUGAGAACAUCAAGAAAAAAGUGCAGAAAGGUUCAUUCAAGAAAAAGAUUUAGACUUAAAGUUCCAAGUUUAAUGAGGAGGUUCUUGAGAAAGAAAAUUAAUAUUUUUUAUGGGUUUUAUGCAAAAGUACUGAGGAGAUUAAAAGAAAGUGAAGCUCAUUUUGGUGAUCUUUUUGCUGGGAAUUAUCUCUUCUUACAGGUUAAUCCAACUUCAUUCAAGUCUUUGGAGAAGGCUUAUCAUACUAAUACUUUGCCUAAAAGGUUUCAUUAUUAUAAUUAUUAGCUUGGGUGCAGGCCAAUACAAGUGUAAUUAUAUUUUCUUUUAAGUUAAUCCUGUUUACUUUAA
Molecule: messenger RNA, 589 nt
Organism: Mercurialis annua (annual mercury)
Lineage: Eukaryota; Viridiplantae; Streptophyta; Magnoliopsida; Malpighiales; Euphorbiaceae
Exons: 1
Coding region: 173-526 (117 amino acids)
Source: RefSeq, a predicted model, not a curated record